Lingula anatina is the source of this 1310-nucleotide messenger RNA. RefSeq lists its product as uncharacterized. Lineage: Eukaryota; Metazoa; Brachiopoda; Lingulata; Lingulida; Lingulidae. The record is from RefSeq and is a predicted model, not a curated record.
CACAGGGACACCAAACGGCAUUUCACACGGGGAGCACAGAAGUAGGUUGUUUUAUUUCAAAUAUUUUAUUAUCUUGAGGUUACUUAGAUUUUCCUUUAAUUUUUACUUCAGUUACAUUUUAAAUUGAUUCAGCUAUCUUUAGUUAUUCGGUAAUAUUGCCAUCGUGUUAAUUCUACAAAACAAUAUUUUCUUUUAUUCAUCUUCAAACGACAUCAUUAUCACCUGUGAAAUCCCUGUCGUACCUCACCGGAACUAAAAACCAUAUUGCUUACCUUGACCUAGAUAAUUAUCACAAAGACAAAUGUGUACUACAUCAAUGACUAAUCUGUUAACUGAUGAUCAGAAUGAAGUAAUUGAAUAUCUCCACUUUUUAUUAGUAAGAUCGCAAGUAUUCGUCAUAUUUAGAGGAGUGGAUCAUCCUCUCUUUGCUCACCGGUAUUUGAAAGGUGACGGUAAUAUCGUACAGUAAACAAGGAGUUCGAGGGAAAGUGAAGAUAAAAAUGAAACCGUUACUGGCUAGUUGUUGCUGUUGGUUUAAACUGAAGACGGGGUCUUACGCUGCAGGAUUCUAUACACUGAUUACCUCAGUAAUUGACGUUGGGCUGGCUAUCUACGCCAUCGUAUUUCUUAACAACUACAAAGAAGAACAGCGAGAGACGUUCAGACUUCAUCAGUACGAAAAUUUCGUGCCACCCGCCUCUGUUCCCCUGUUAGUGGUAGGUUUGGUGAACGCCAUACUUGGUGCUCUCAUCUCAGUAAUGCUGCUAGCGAUGUUACGGAAGGGGUAUGCAGGACACGUGUGGAUGAAGUUAUGGUGCGCUGGGUUCUCUCUCUUCAGAAUCUAUGAAAUCGUGGGCAUAGGCUACGUGCUUGCCAUCCUAGGACACAGACUCACGACUGUGAUAUAUGUCAACCCCGUCCUGAUUGCACUGUUUGUAUUCUGGAUUCUUGACACGGGGAUUAUUGGUGCUGGCGUGGUGUGCGUUCUGUCUCAUUAUGGAGAGUUAGACCAAAGAGAGAACAGGAAAAAGCGGCGCACUAAGGAGGUCCUGACGCGGAUAAAGAUUCAGGAGAGGAGGGGCAACAGCGGAGAGGUGGCACGUGCGCAGCAGGUGGAAGAAGAGGGACUUAAUCUCGACGAACAAAAAGAGGCCGAAUCGCAUCUAUUAUGAUUUAUUUUUACCGUCGGUUGUAGGUAGAACUGUCAUUCAGCUUUUAGAAAGUUAUUUGUUCUGAUAGAUAUGCUACUGUAAGAACUGAGCUGUGACAUGGAUUAAGUUCUUUUUUUGUAAAAAAAAAAAAAAAAAAAA